AUGUCGCUCCAAGAACGGUUCCCCGCAUAUGGCGGGCGAGGUCCGUCGGACUUUCGUCUUGGGAUCUCUUUGGGCGUCAUUGCGACCACCUUCAUGGUCCUCCGCAUCUAUGUGCGGCUACGCAUCAACAAGUUCGGCACGACUGCCUUGUUAUUGUCACUCCUUGCUUGGUUCUUCACAAUGCUUACACAGGUCUUUGGUCUGCUUUCUGUUCUCCAUGGUCUGGGAAACCACAUGGCUCUCAUUAUGAAAGUUGGCCAGUUGCACAACUUUCUCCUUUUCACCUGGAUUACGGUCUUUUUCUUCAAUCUCGCCAUUCCGACCGGUAAAGUCGCAGUGGCAGCUUUUUUGAUUGAAAUGAACGGACAAGGCAACCCUAAGAUUCGCAAAAGUCUCGUCGCCGUUGCCGUCCUGAAUAUCGUCCUCAAUAUCCCACAGAUCCUCCUUGUUUGGUUCCAAUGCCGCCCCGUGGAUGCUCUCUGGGAUCCCCUGCGUCAAUCCGACUGUGAUCACCGAAAGAGCGUUUAUUAUACAUACUUCGUGGGCGCUGUUGCGGCUAUCUCCGACUUUUAUCUCGCUACCGUUCCGAUUCAAAUGCUUUUGCCUCUGCGCAUUGAUCGCAAGCUAAAAUGGGGUCUAGGUUUCUUGAUGGGCUGUGGUGUAUUCGCCGGGGUGGCCGCUAUCGUUCGCACCUGGGCUGCCAAGUUUAUUCUCACUGAGGAUUCUUCUUACGGUGUCGGUACCCUCUUCCUCUGGGGAGAAGUCGAAGAAUGGAUCGUGCUCAUCACAAUGUCCAUUCCACCCGUGUGGCCUCUCUUCCGCCCCUUCACAUCCAAAUUCAUCAAAUCAAACCAUACUCGAAGCCAGCGACGCUACAACGACCAGUACGGCUACAAGUACAACUCUAAAGGACCCUACAGUACUACCGCCGUGGGCGAUCAAUCACCGGGCUUCCCACCUGCGAAUUUCCCCCCUCCUCUCGUCACUACGACCAUUUCCAUAUCCUCUGCAAAGGAAACGGCGACUAUCGCUGCUUCGGAAGACGAAACCCGUCUAUCGAAUGAACACACGCCACGUAACCUGGUUCACGAUAAGGCCGUGCAGCCCUGGGUAGAAAUGGACGAAAUCAGAGGAAGACGAUCGCCAUAA
Penicillium maclennaniae is the source of this 1149-nucleotide messenger RNA. RefSeq lists its product as uncharacterized. NCBI's taxonomy places the organism in Eukaryota, Fungi, Ascomycota, Eurotiomycetes, Eurotiales, Aspergillaceae. The coding region runs from base 1 to 1149 and encodes 382 amino acids. The record is from RefSeq and is a predicted model, not a curated record. The transcript has 4 exons.